UGGAGAGACGAAGCUCGUGAUCGGGAAGAGUCUCAGGAACGUGGAAAGAUGAAGACCGAAAUCGAAACGGAGACAGAGUGCACGGACAGCAUCCUGUGUUCGAACAACAACAACGUGAACGCGAACAAUAAUAACGUGGCCAGCAUCAAGAAGGUCGGUACCACUAUCAGCAACAACGACAGCCACGAUGGAAUGGAAAUGGACUGCGGUGGUUGCGGGGAAAGCGUCCGCGAGCGCACCGUCCUCUGUGUAGGGGGUCGUACCUGGCAUUCCAGGUGUCUGAAAUGUUGCGCCUGUGCAAGGCCCCUGCACGAUCAGCACUCCUGUUUUCUUCGAGGGAUGCGGCUUUACUGCAGGCACGACUACGCCUUAACGUUUGGUGCAAAAUGCGCGAAAUGUGGCCGAAGCGUGGGUGCCGGGGACUGGGUGAGAAGGGCCAGGGAAAGGGUUUAUCACUUGGCUUGCUUUGCGUGCGACGCCUGUUCCCGGCAGCUGUCCACGGGGGAGCAAUUCGCCUUGCUGGAUGCCAGAUUGCUCUGCAAGGCUCACUACCUCGACGUCGUGGAAGGAAACAAUACUUCGUCCUCGGAAGACUGCGACUCCGAACACGGCGGCAAAGGCAGCAAGACGAAGAGGGUCAGGACGACUUUCACGGAGGAGCAACUCUCGGUUUUGCAAGCGAACUUUCAGUUGGACAGCAAUCCCGAUGGCCAGGAUCUCGAGAGAAUAGCUCAUGUCACGGGACUGAGCAAACGAGUGACGCAAGUCUGGUUUCAGAACUCGAGGGCCAGGCAGAAGAAGCAUAGUGGAAAGAUCAAGACGCAAAUGCAUCAUUCACCGCCAAUGCAACAUCAUCCGGGAGACUUGUACCCUACCAGCGUGAACAUGGUAGGCGCCUAUUUGGGUGGAUAUCAGGGUGGCAGCGCAGGAAGCGAAAGUCCUGGCAGUCCACUGACACCUCUCACCCCUCUGACACCUCUCACCCCAACGACGCCCAAUCACCUUCAAGCGCAGUUCUGUCAUCAAACGGGGUAA
This is a messenger RNA of Eufriesea mexicana, 1035 nucleotides long. Its product is annotated as LIM/homeobox protein Awh. Gene Ontology annotation, biological process: regulation of transcription by RNA polymerase II; neuron differentiation. The transcript has 4 exons. Bases 49 to 1035 code for a protein of 328 amino acids. Gene Ontology annotation, cellular component: nucleus. NCBI's taxonomy places the organism in Eukaryota, Metazoa, Arthropoda, Insecta, Hymenoptera, Apidae. Gene Ontology annotation, molecular function: RNA polymerase II transcription regulatory region sequence-specific DNA binding; DNA-binding transcription factor activity, RNA polymerase II-specific. The record is from RefSeq and is a predicted model, not a curated record.